AUGGCAAUUCGAUUGAUUGACACCGAGAAUUUGAUGUUCAAGUCCUUUGUGGGAUCCUCCGUCCCGGAGUAUGCAAUUUUAUCACACACCUGGGGCCCUGAAGCCGAUGAAGUCACAUUCCAGGACAUGUUGGCUCUGAGUAGAGGGUCUGAACAUCCAAAGAGGCAUCGACUGGGAUAUCGCAAGAUCAUCGAGACUUGUCAAGAAGCUAGAUCGGCCGGCAUUGGGUACUGUUGGGUAGACACGUGUUGCAUCGACAAGACAAGCAGCGCUGAACUUAGCGAGGCAAUCAACUCGAUGUUCAAAUGGUAUCACGAUGCGGUUAUCUGCUAUGUUCUACUUUCCGACCUUGAUAUUGGAGAUAUCCGGGACUUGAGUUUGAUUCGCAAAUGCAGAUGGUUCAAGAGAGGCUGGUGUUUACAGGAGCUUGUCGCUCCGCGACACGUUGAAUUCUACGACUGUUCAUGGAACUUCCUUGGAUCAAAAGAUGACUUGUCGUCUCAAAUUUCGAACAUCACGGCUAUUGCAACGCAUGUUCUGACCGGACAGGUGCCGCUGGAAACACUUCCAGUGGCUCAGAGGCUAGCGUGGGCAGCCAAGAGAGAGACCACACGAACAGAGGACAUUGCUUAUUGUCUCCUGGGAAUUUUCGGCAUUCAGCUGCCUAUCUUGUACGGGGAGGGCACGAAAGCAUUCAUACGUCUACAGGAAGAGAUCAUGAAACAGUCCAAUGAUCGUUCGAUCUUCGCAUCGCAACAGCCUUGCGGGAACGAGUGGUAUUGCAGUUUGCUAGCGCCCUCCCCAGAGUAUUUCACACAUUCCUACAACCUCGUCCACUGGGGAGACACUGUGUAUCAAGGCAGUGCAUAUGCUCUGACUAACAGAGGGCUGCAAUUUUCCGAGACCAAACUCUACAUCGAUUACAGGUCCGGUUUAUAUCUCUUACCUCUGAAUUGUAUCUUGUCCAGAGACGCAGAGAUCGUUGAGGGUUUGCUCCUGCAGCAAGUCGGGCCGGAUCUCUUCGCAAGGCGUACUCAACGCCCUGAUUUCAGGAUCGUGAAUCAAAUCAUGCUCAACUCGUCGAAAGUUCCUUCAGUCGUCAAGAAGGGCAUAUACAUUAUCUCACAACUCAGUGCUUCGAUUCAAGCGGACCUGCGCUUGGCAGAUUUGUAUGCAAUACAAUUGUCUUCCGAUACACUUCGACUUGGGGCGGGCUAUGAGAUAGUACAAGUUGUAGAAGGAUCAACUAACAACAACCGUUGGGACGUCGCUCGAAUGAGAUUCCUUACAAGAGGUUGUUCCUCCUUCGAAGCCUGUUGGAAACUCUACCCAUCGCGGGACUCACGACUUAAAAACUUGCCUGCUGGUUUUACUUUAGACCCCUGCUAUGUAUUAUGUGCGUUUACAAAAGGAGGAUCCGUUAAAGGCAUGUAUUUAUCGCCGCGAGUUGCCGUAUUAAGCCAGGCAGAAUGGCUCGAUUUGGAAAGGAAGAAUGGAACCUUCAAGGAAAUUCCAGAUCUCGUGAUAGGUGACUGGCAUGAAGCCCCUACAUUACUUCCACUAGAGUUCAGGGCUGGUCUAUCCAACAACCUGUACCUUCACGUCUCGCAUGAUUUGGACACAAAGCAAAAGUUACAUCGGCUCAAAAUUAACUUCGGACAGCAUUAG
Molecule: messenger RNA, 1668 nt
Organism: Alternaria burnsii
Lineage: Eukaryota; Fungi; Ascomycota; Dothideomycetes; Pleosporales; Pleosporaceae
Exons: 1
Coding region: 1-1668 (555 amino acids)
Source: RefSeq, a predicted model, not a curated record